Molecule: messenger RNA, 891 nt
Organism: Candida albicans SC5314
Lineage: Eukaryota; Fungi; Ascomycota; Pichiomycetes; Serinales; Debaryomycetaceae
Exons: 1
Coding region: 1-891 (296 amino acids)
Cellular component (GO): membrane
Source: RefSeq, a predicted model, not a curated record
AUGACUCAAGCCAUAUUAGGAAUGUUAUGUCUUUCUUCAUUAUUAAUUAAAAGAUUUUAUGAAUAUCCCAUACGACGAACUUGGCCAGUUUGGAUAUUUGAUGUAUCAAAACAAUUGAUUGGAGCAUUAGGAGUUCAUAUAUUUAAUGUGAUUUUAUCAAUGGUUAAAACUGCCCCUGAGAUUUGGUCAACCCAGAACAACAACAACAGUAGCGAUCCUGAUGAUGAUAACACGAAAGAUCCUUGUGAUUGGUAUUUUUUGAAUAUUGUUCUUGAUUGUACUAUUGGAGUAUAUAUCUUAUAUCAUGUAUUUAAAACCAUGAAUAAAAUAUGUCGAGAUUAUUGGCAUAUUACACAGAUUGAAAGUGGUGAAUAUGGACCAAAUCCCAAUAAACCAUCAACUAAAGCAUUCCUCAAGCAAUUAAUUGUUUAUUUCACUUCUUUGAUGAUUACAAAAAUUAUAUUAUAUGGAUUAGUUGAAUGUUUUGAAACGCAAUUAUUAUGGUUUACAUCUCAUGUAUUAUUAAUUUGGUUAAAUGAAUACCCUGAUGAAUUUGAAAUUUUUAUCGUGAUGUUUAUUGUCCCAAUAAUUAUGAAUUGUUUACAAUUAAUACUUAUUGAUAAUUUUAUUAGAAAUCAAAUGUGGAUUAACAUUAAUAAACGAAUGAGAAUAGAAUUUCCUAAUUUUAGUGAUGAAACAGAAAGUGUUCAACAACAAGAUAUUAUCCAAGCACAAAGAGAAGAGGAAGAGGAAGAAGAACAAAGGAAAUACCUUUUAAUGAAUGAUAGUACUGAAGGUGGUAACAACAAUCAUAGUAGCAGUAGUAGUAAUGAUACUUUACUAGGAGAAUCUCACAAUAAAAACAAUUAUGGUUCUUAUAAUGAUGUAUAG